Talaromyces atroroseus is the source of this 4023-nucleotide messenger RNA. RefSeq lists its product as hypothetical. Gene Ontology annotation, molecular function: P-type divalent copper transporter activity; ATP binding; copper ion binding. The record is from RefSeq and is a predicted model, not a curated record. Gene Ontology annotation, cellular component: membrane. The transcript has 3 exons. Gene Ontology annotation, biological process: copper ion homeostasis; monoatomic cation transport. Bases 1 to 4023 code for a protein of 1340 amino acids. Lineage: Eukaryota; Fungi; Ascomycota; Eurotiomycetes; Eurotiales; Trichocomaceae.
AUGACUAUUGCUUUACAGCGAACGAUGCAUACAACCGACGACGCAGGGGAUAAGCCAGGAGAUCUAGUCACGGUCCUCCUGGCAACAAACAUCCACUGUGCAUCAUGUGUUGCGCUGGUCAAAGAGCUCCUCGGCUUCUACCGGUCCGUCAAGAGGGUCGACGUCUCCAUUCUGCAGCAGGAAGUACGGGUCUAUCAUGGACCGGAGAUAAGUACAUCUGAUCUAGCAAGGAUGCUGAUUGAUGCUGCGUUCGAAGUGCAACUAGCAACUACCACUCAAGAUGGCUUGGGGAAACGGAUUCUGGAGUCCAUCGACACUUCGUCUUGGGUUACGUCGGCGCCUGUUGUACGGCCGCCGUUGCUCAAGCCUGCCUCUUAUAAUAAUAGUAGGACCGUGCGAGGAGAUCAGGAAGCGUAUGAGCUGCAACGCAGAAAACAUAUCGAUAACUGUGAGGCGUGUCAGAAUGAACGGCAAGCGGAGGAGAAAGCAUAUGCACAUGAAUAUGGCGACAUACGGAAAGAGAAAAUAAUAGAGACGCCGCCGACACUGGAGUCCAUACACGUUGCCCAGCCAAGACAGCCAGAUGUUUUCAACGCUCGCCUCAGUAUAUCAGGAAUGACUUGUGGUGCGUGCGCGAAUUCGGUCACUGAGACGAUACAACGGCUAGAUUUCGUGAAGGAGGUUUCUGUGACUUUGUUGACCAACAGUGCUGCUAUGACCUAUAACGGACCAAAGGAGAACAUCGACAAAGUGGUUGCCGAAGUAGAGAGUACCGGAUUCGACGCUGCAGUUGACAUGGUGGAGAAGAUAUCCCAACAACCGGAGGAGGAAACUUUUCCAGAAUACGAAGCUCGAUUCAGCAUUGGUGGAAUGACUUGUGCUUCUUGCGUGAAUUCUAUUACUCACCACGUUAAGCAGCUAGAUCAGGUGAAGGACGCUACUGUUAGCUUGGUGACCAAUAGCGCAACGGUUGUUUUCUCUGGCGAGAGAUCCUAUAGCGAACAUGUUUGUGACGAGAUCGAAGCUAUCGGCUAUGACGCAUCGCUUAUCGAAGUUGUUCAACGAAACGCAUCACCUUCCGAUGGGAAUCUUGUUUCUAAUAAAUUCAUUGCAAACAUCAGCAUCAAUGGGAUGAGCUGCGGUGCAUGUGUUGGGAAAAUCACUCAAGUUGUCCAAGAACUUCCCUAUGUUAAUGAUGGUGUGGUAGACUUGCUCUCUGCUAGUGCACGGGUGGAGUUUGAGGGGAAGGAUAAUGUGAAAACGAUAUUGGAUGAGAUUGACGGCAUCGGCUACGAAGCAGCGCUUAUUGAUUGUAAGCCGUUGAAUGAAGAAGUUUCGAAACCUACAGAACGAACAGUGAUGAUUCGAGUCGACGGAAUGUUUUGCCACCAUUGUCCUGAGAAGGUGCUGUUGUCGUUGAAAGAACUUGACGAGAGUAUUCAAAUAUCGAAAGAGCCUACACAGAAAGACCCAAUUGUGAAGAUUAAAUAUACGCCCAAGCAGCCGGAUUUGACAAUUCGCAGAAUUGUGUCGACGAUCAACUCGUCUCACGAAACAUUCAAAGCAAGCAUCUACUACCCUCCAUCUAUUGAGGACCGCUCUCGGGAAAUGCAACUUCGAGAAAGACGCCGCUUUCUCUUUCGUCUGGCCUUCGUCCUGAUGGUUGCUAUACCGACCUUCAUAAUCGGUAUCGUCUUUAUGGAUCUCGUCCCCUCGGACAACAAGAUUCGGCAAUACCUGUCAGAGCCAAUAUUUGGUGGCUCAGUGUCUCGUAUGGAAUGGGCGAUGUUCUUUGCCACUACCCCUGUCAUGUUUUAUGGAGCAGACGUAUUCCAUAUCCGAGCCAUGAAAGAGGUUCACGCCCUGUGGCGGCCGGGCAGUAAAGUGCCACUUCUGCGUCGAUUCUACCGCUUCGGUAGCAUGAAUCUGCUGAUUUCGGCGGGGACGUCGGUAGCAUACAUUGCCUCUCUGGGUGUGCUUAUAGCUGGUGCUGUAAAAAAGUCUUCAUCUGCCGCCAACGUGUCGACAUAUUUUGACAGUGUGGUCUUUUUGACUUUGUUCAUCCUGGCUGGUCGUUCUCUAGAGGCCUACAGCAAAUCGAAAGCUGGCGAUGCGGUCUCUGAUCUAGGGAAAUUGAGACCAAGCGAGGCUUUGUUAGUUAACUCUGUCUCCCCGGGAGAGGAUAAUGAAACUACCGUUGGUAGCGGUGUUCAGAGGAUUGAAGUCGAUUUACUCGAGAUCGGAGACACUGUCAUUAUCCCCCAUGGUGCCUCCCCUCCAGCAGACUGUAUAGUCAGCAGCUCAGGCAAAUAUCAAUUUGACGAGAGCUCUCUGACGGGCGAGUCAAGGCCCAUUACCAAGUCAAGUGGUGACCAGAUCUAUUCGGGAUCUGUGAACGUCGGUCAGCAAGUCUCUGUCAGGGUGACUGAAGUUGGAGGCGCCUCGAUGCUCGAUAAGAUUGUCAGCGUUGUCCGAGAGGGACAAAGCAAAAGAGCACCUAUGGAAAGAGUCGCUGACGUUAUCGUCGCCUAUUUUGUUCCUAUUAUAACCCUCAUAGCCAUUCUAACAUUUAUCAUCUGGCUUGCACUUGGCCAAUCCGGUUCUCUACCACUUGGAUAUCUUGACACUUCGCUCGGCGGCUGGACGUUUUGGAGUUUGCAAUUCGCUAUCGCGGUCUUUGUGGUGGCAUGUCCAUGUGGUUUGGCACUUGCUGCUCCCACAGCACUUUUUGUCGGGGUUGGUUUGGCGGCGAAGCGAGGUAUUCUGGUCAGGGGAGGUGGCGAGGCUUUUCAGGAAGCUACACGUCUUGAUGCGAUCGUCUUUGAUAAGACUGGUACCUUGACCGAGGGUGGAAACUUGAAGGUAUCCGAGCAUGAAGUACUCAAUAAUUCGGAUCCUCAGAAGGUCGGCAUUGCAUGGACACUGGCGUGCGAGCUUGAGCAGACUAGUAAUCACCCUAUUGCCAAGGCGAUUGUUGAAUUUUGCAAAGACAAGAUGAAGAUGUCUGAAGGCAGCAGAAUAAGUGUGAGGUCGUCUGACAUCCUCGAGAUAUCCGGCCAAGGCAUGAAGGGCCACUUCACACUGGCUGUUAAUGGCGAGACAAAAUCGUACGAAGCUGCUCUUGGUAAUGAGCGUCUUGCGAAGAGCGUCACGGGUCAAAUGUCCGAUUCACAGUCCUACUUUUUUUCCAAUCUCUUAUCCAAGUACCAAUCCUCCGGUCGUUCUACGGCAGUGCUACUCCUCCGCGAGACUCAAUCCUUAACCACAAACGGCGAAGUAAAGGAAACUAGUACAGAUACAGACGAUUCAAGUCCCUUCACUCCCUCCAUAAUAUUUGCAACGUCCGACCCUAUUCGCUCCGAAUCCUGUCAUGUCAUUUCCCAGCUCCAGAAACGAAAUAUAUCCGUGUACAUGUGUACUGGAGACAACGAGAAAACCGCGUAUGCCGUUGCUUCUACCUUGGGUAUCCCGCACACCAAUGUGCUCGCCAACGUGAUGCCGGCUCAAAAGGCAGAUUUCAUUCGCAAGAUUCAGUAUUCAUCGUCAUCAUCUUCGCCAGACGAGGAAAAUCUCCCGGGAAAACAAUCCCAAAACGCCCAGCAAAAGAGAAAGAUAGUCGCCUUUGUAGGCGACGGGACAAACGACUCACCAGCACUGGCCGCUUCGGAUGUCAGUAUCGCAAUGUCCUCCGGUUCCGACGUGGCCAUCUCCGCAUCGUCAUUCAUCCUUCUAAACUCGAAUCUCAACAGCAUAUUCGAGCUGGUCCAGUUAUCUCGGCGGGUCUUUAAUCGCAUAAAAUUGAACUUCUUUUGGGCCGCGGUGUACAAUGUGAUUCUCGUACCUGUCUCGGCUGGCGUGUUUUAUGCCAUACCCGAUGGUACCAAGUACGUCACUGUCGCCGAUACCCAGGUCCAGGUCAAUGGGCACUGGAGAUUGAGUCCUGUUUGGGCAUCGCUUGCUAUGGCUUUGAGUAGUGUCAGUGUUGUGACGAGGCUUGUGGUUUAUCGCGAUCUUAGCAUCUAA